Hyaloscypha bicolor E is the source of this 401-nucleotide messenger RNA. RefSeq lists its product as uncharacterized. Lineage: Eukaryota; Fungi; Ascomycota; Leotiomycetes; Helotiales; Hyaloscyphaceae. Bases 94 to 312 code for a protein of 72 amino acids. The record is from RefSeq and is a predicted model, not a curated record. The transcript has a single exon.
CUCAUACUUUGCACUCACAACUUGUAACGUUGUUGUCUCUCCAAGUUCGGAUGCAUUUGAAUAUUGAGAUGAAGCAAGUCCAGCAGCAUCACGAUGUUCCACGUCACCAAGGGGCAUACAAUGUUCUCACGAGUCAAAUUUUGCUUUAUAUCACUUCACUGUCCUUGCACAUUUGAUUCUCCUCAUAUCAUUGCAUUGCUUCUUCUUACAUCAUUGCAUUGCUGUCUAUCUGCUUUUAUGCUGAAUAUCCAGCCCUCUGGAAGAAUCUGGUGUCUCCUUUUCGUCUCUGAGGAAAUAACAAAGGAAAUCUGAGUCUCGAUCACAUCAAUCCAGACGAAGCCGGAAACUCGGGAGAGAAAAUAUGGGUCUCCAUCACAUCGAUCCAACCGAAGCCAGAAACA